Messenger RNA from Carassius gibelio (silver crucian carp), 1701 nucleotides. RefSeq lists its product as uncharacterized. The record is from RefSeq and is a predicted model, not a curated record. NCBI's taxonomy places the organism in Eukaryota, Metazoa, Chordata, Actinopteri, Cypriniformes, Cyprinidae. Bases 145 to 924 code for a protein of 259 amino acids. The transcript is spliced from 6 exons.
CUGGCGAUAGAGUAGCUGGAGACAGCCUCGUGCAACCAGCUUAGCCCCGGUACUCGGUGUUGAAACCCCCUUAGGAGCGGUACUACUUGUAAACGACAAAUCCCUGGCGGUACAGUUGUGAAACAUACAUGCAGAAAAUUUAUCAUGGUGAAUCUGCUGCUGCUGCUGGUUUUGAUCACUUACAGCGCUCAGUUUAAAACCUUCUCUAUAUAUGUGUCAGGAAAAGAGAGAGGAAACGUCACACUCACAUGUCAAUUAGAGACCAAUAAGAUUUCUGAUAUUAUUUUAAACACUCUGUCAGAAAUCAUAGCUGUUUGCGAGACUGAAGAAUGUAGAGGACGAGUGUUUAAAGAAGGAAACUGUGAUGUCGUCAUCAAGAAUCUGAGCUUCAGUGACGCUGGGAAAUACUUUUUGAGAAUCUAUUACAAUAAUGAUCGGACAGACCUGGAGUACCAACUUCAUAUUCAUGAUGAGAUUUCUGUGAAAACAGGGGAGGAGCUAAAGAUGUCUGUUCUGGUGUCUGACGCUGCUAAAGUGAAGACAAACUCUAGUGGAGAGUGGAAGGAGGUUUGGACGAGAGGUCACGGGGUUCAGAGCGACAGAAUGAAUGAUACUGAUGAUGGAAACCUGAUCAUUAAAUCAUUUUUGGACAGAGAUGCAGGAUCAUACAGAGUUCUGGACACUGAAGGAGAAAUCUUGAUCACAGUCACAGUCAGAGAAUCAAAGGAAAAACUGGAGCUCACUGAUGACAUUAAGUAUGACUCUGUAGUCUCUUGGAUUGCACUGACUGUGGUUGUGCUUCUGCUGGCUCUGAUUCUGACUGCUGUCACGUUACACAAGCGUCUGCUCAGAGGUUACCUGCGGUGUCUCUCGAGGAGGACAAGAGCCCCAGUAGCACUGAGGACCCAUAAUGAUGUCUGCUGAGGGCCCCACAGACUAUGAUUAAACUGGAGGGGUGUGCAGGACAUUAGUGACCUCACUGCUGAACACGGAACUUUUCCUCAAUCACUCAUUUUAUGGUUUAUUAUGUUAUCAUAGACAUUGCUCCACCCUGCUCUGAUGGUAUUAAUUUUAUUUGUGCAGCUCUUAAAAAGUCUUAAAUUUGAUCUUAAACUCCCAUCAUACAAUACUUCAUGGUUUUUGUGAAAUGUAAACUCUGACUGAUCACAAUCUUAGUAACAAAGUAGCUUCAACUUGUCCAAAUCUCAAAUCUUUUCUUGUAAUUUGUCUUCAGAGUCAACAGAUCUGCAGAAGAUUCUCUCAACAUAUUUCUGCAGCAUUAUUUGUCAUUUUCAGUGCUUGUGCACAUUUAGACUAGAGCCCUACAGGAAUCAGUUUAACUCUAUCUGCAUUUAGUAUUUGUGUGAAACUGACUGAAAGAUCUGGACUGGUCACUUCUACCAAUCCGUAUUCAUUUACUAGGAAUUAUUGUUUCUGUUCUAAUCCAUUAACAGAAAAACAUAGUAAAGUAUUUAUAAAAUAAUAUAAAUAUAAUUAUAAUAUAAACAGUUAACAUGUAUAUCUGUGCCAAACUGUGAAAAACAGUGUGCUUGUAAAUAUGUAUAUUCCUUACUUUUUUUCUAUUUAAAUAUAUACGUUUAUUUUUAUAUGUUGCUUUUGUUUGUUUAUUUGGGGAUUUGCAUUAUUAUUUGCAUUAUUCCUGUGCUGUGAAAGAGUAAAUAUUAAACUGUUUUUGUAAGA